AUGGACGGCUUGAUCCAAGCUGCACUAGCAGGCCACGGUCACGGCCUGCAUAAGCACCUAUGGAAAGAAGCACUCCAGGAAUCCAGCCUGCGCUACGGCCAGAAAGUGGUGUCCAUUGACAAGGACGCUAAGGUGCUAACGCUGGAGAACGGGCACCAGUACCAGUACGACGCGCUGGUGUCCACCACUCCGCUGGACCUGACGCUGACAUGGCUGGGCAAGGAGGAGUGGGCCAAGGGGUUGCAGCACAGCUCCUCUCACAUCAUCGGCAUUGGCAUCCGUGGGGAGUGCCCGCAUGGAACCAAGUGCUGGCUGUACUUCCCGGAGAGCAACUGCCCGUUCUACCGGUGCACGGUGUUCUCCAACUACGCGAAGUUGAACUGCCCGGCGGACGACGCAAAGCUGCCGACCCUGUGCCUGGGCGACGGCAGCGCGCCAGCCAGCAGCGAUCCUAAGGAGGGCCCCUACUGGUCGCUGAUGUUUGAGGUUAGCGAAUCCAGCUACAAGCCGGUCAACCAGGAGCCGGUCACACUGGGCGGCACUGCGGGCACUUGGUCCGACGUCGUCCGUGACACGCUUAUCGGCGCUAUCAACACCCAGCUCAUGAAGCCAGGUGACGAGGUAGUGUCGCUGUACCACCGCCGAAUCGAGCACGGCUAUCCCACCCCGUCUUUGGGCCGCGACGAGGUGCUAGAGAAGGCGCUGCCCUGGUUGCAGCAGUUCGGGAUCUGGAGCCGCGGCCGCUUUGGCAGCUACAAGUACGAAGUAGCCAACCAGGACCACAGCCUGAUGUUGGGUGUGGAGUGCGUUGACAACAUCCUGUACGGCACAAAGGAGCUCACACUUGCGUACCCGGACAUUGUGAACGCCAAGAAGAACAGCGAGUUGCUGUACCUCAGGAACAUGCAGCUGCAUGCAGCUCCGGAUCUCCCAAAUGUCCGACAGGAGCCCGGCCCCUUCUGUCACCGCGCCCUGCUUACCUUUGAGCGGAAAAAGGUGCCGUACACCCUGGAUUACAUCGACUUCGCCAAUAAGCCUUCAUGGCUCCAAGACGUCAGCGGCGGCAAGGUGCCCGUUAUCAAGGAGGACGGCCAGCCAUACAUGCCGGACAGUGACGUCAUUGUCGUACAUCUAGAGGAGAAGUAUCCGGAGCCCUCCAUGAAGUCCUCCGUGCCGCCUGAGAUCGGCGCCAAGCUCUUCCCCGCCUUCCGCGGUGUGCUAAUGGGCCCGCCGGAGGAGCUGGCUGACAAGCAGGCGCUGCUGAUUUCGGAGCUGAAGGCAAUGAAUGACUACCUAGAGGCCCACCAGGCUGAGGGUCCCCUCUUUGGAGGUCAUCAAAUCAACGCCACGGACGCGGCAGUGGCUCCCAAGCUGUACCACGCCGUUGUGGCCCUCAAGCACUUCAAGGGCUGGGAGCUGCCCCCGGAGUUCGCCGCCGUUAGGAGGUACAUGGCGGCCAUUCAGCAGCUGCCCGAGUGGAAGAAAACCGACUACGGGGAAGCCAUGAUCAUCAAGGGAUGGGAGCGCCACAUGGCGCACCAUUGA
Messenger RNA from Volvox carteri f. nagariensis, 1545 nucleotides. RefSeq lists its product as uncharacterized. Gene Ontology annotation, biological process: cellular oxidant detoxification; ascorbate glutathione cycle. Bases 1 to 1545 code for a protein of 514 amino acids. NCBI's taxonomy places the organism in Eukaryota, Viridiplantae, Chlorophyta, Chlorophyceae, Chlamydomonadales, Volvocaceae. The record is from RefSeq and is a predicted model, not a curated record. Gene Ontology annotation, molecular function: glutathione dehydrogenase (ascorbate) activity. The transcript has 14 exons.